UAAGUGAUAUCUGUAAUACACUAGCGCCAAGAUGACAUUUCAAAGUAGGUUUCGUAUAACACUACCAUAUUAGGAUCGCAUGACGCAAACUCGAUUUGUUGUUACCACGAGGACAUUGUUUUCAUCGGAAUCGAAUAAAACGGAGAUAUAAAUUAUUACACAGCACACUAGCACAGUUAUCGCGUAAUUGCUCAUCCUCUGUGCACGUGCCACCUAAUUAUCUGUUUGCAGUUGACUUGUGAACCUACGAGAGUGUUAUUUUAUAUGCAACAAAUUAGUGCUUGUUAUUGUUGUAUUUAAAGGAAGUGAGGGUUUCCUUUUGUGAUAAACAUGCAUUUACGGACUUUGGUGUUAAUUUCUGUGCUUUCUUUAGCUUUUGGACAGGACAGGAAGAUAACUCCAACACUAAACCCAGACUGCAAUGCAUGCUCGUCAAACACAACCCUCGUCUACAUAAAAGCCGAAGGCUCCCACGAUACCAUACACCAGCUAUGGGACUUCACGCAGGGGACUCCGACCAUCAUCUAUGCUGUUGCUGGUGUCAACUCCUCACUGCAGGUCAAAUGGGCACAUGACAGACCUGUUAAGUUUAAUAUGUCUGAAGACCCGAGUUACAGCUUUGCUAUGGCUAUUUCUGAUAUAUAUGAAUACAACGAUCUAGAAGACCGAGGCCAUCCGAACAGCAGCACCAAGUUCAGGGCUUUCCCUCUAAAAGAGCUGACCUGGGCGCGGCAAGACAGUGUGUUCACAGAACAGGAGGCCAUGCUCGUGAUGGAAGCAGACAAGUACAGUCGGAAUAGGAACGGGACUGUCGCUAUUAAGGUACGGGGUCAUCCAAACAGCAGCACCACGUUCAGGUCUUUCCCUCUAAAAGAGCUGACCUGGGCGCGGCAAGACAGUGUGUUCACAGAACAGGAGGCCAUGCUCGUGAUGGAAGCAGACAAGUACAGUCGGGAUAGGAACGGGACUGUCGCUAUUAAGCUCGACCUCCUACCAUUCCGUGACUACGCAGUUCAACUACCUCACCUCAUCCACACAGCCAACUCAACAUUAGUAGACGUCCAACUGGCCAACCUGACGCAGUCGCGCGACUUUAACUCGUCGCGAUUUGCGCUGCGACUGAUCUUAGUCGCGUCGGACGCGGACGGCACGAUGUCGCGACGCGUAGUGAAGAGUUUAGAUGACGAGCACACGCCUGGGGUAUUCGAGAUCAUCGAAAUCAAAACGCCCCGGUGUGCUAGCACCGGCGCGGGCGGUUACAUGCAGUUCCGACCCGUCGCUUAUAUACAGAAGGAACGCAGCGUCACCUCGUCCACCGUCGUCCACCUGUCGGAUUUCAACAGUUUGAACAUACAACCUCUGGGAGACCUCGUGACAUAUCACUCGGUCGACAAAACGCCCCGGUGUGUUAUCACCGGUGCUGGCGGUUACAUGCAGUUCCGACCCGUCGCUUAUAUACAGAAGGAACGCAGCGUCACCUCGUCCACCGUCGUCCACCUGUCGGAUUUCAACAGUUUGAACAUACAACCUCUGGGAGACCUCGUGACAUAUCACUCGGUCGACAAAACGCCCCGGUGUGUUAUCACCGGUGCUGGCGGUUACAUGCAGUUCCGACCCGUCGCUUAUAUACAGAAGGAACGCAGCGUCACCUCGUCCACCGUCGUCCACCUGUCGGAUUUCAACAGUUUGAACAUACAACCUCUGGGAGACCUCGUGACAUAUCACUCGGUCGACAAAACGCCCCGGUGUGUUAUCACCGGUGCUGGCGGUUACAUGCAGUUCCGACCCGUCGCUUAUAUACAGAAGGAACGCAGCGUCACCUCGUCCACCGUCGUCCACUUGUCGGAUUUCAACAGUACGUAUAUAGUUCCGCCGAGCACGUUGACCCGUUUCUACCCUAACAUCGACGAGAUGCUAAUAGAAGACAUGAUCGUGUCCUUCGGCGAGCCUCAGGACGGGUUCUACAGGCAACACAACUAUACUGCUUGGUCCACAACAUUCGGUUACGGCGCUCCACCCGUCGAAACCUUUUCUCUAUUCGUUAUAUUAGUGAUCACCAUCGGGCUGUCCGUGCCGAUUCUACUAGCGCUCUCCGGCGUGCUGUACGUGGUGGCGCGGCGCUGCCGGCUCGGGAACGGACCCACGAGGCUGCGGGAGGAGUGACUAGCAGGCUUCAGGCUGCUCAGCCAGGACGAUGUCGAGGUGGACUCAUAAAUUAUUUGUGAAAUAAUUCAUAGACCAAGAUAAGACGG
Messenger RNA from Cydia pomonella (codling moth), 2252 nucleotides. Its product is annotated as glycosylated lysosomal membrane protein B-like. Gene Ontology annotation, cellular component: lysosome. The transcript has 11 exons. The coding region runs from base 331 to 2163 and encodes 610 amino acids. The record is from RefSeq and is a predicted model, not a curated record. NCBI's taxonomy places the organism in Eukaryota, Metazoa, Arthropoda, Insecta, Lepidoptera, Tortricidae.